Messenger RNA from Patiria miniata (bat star), 1946 nucleotides. RefSeq names its product ornithine decarboxylase-like (gene odc1). Gene Ontology annotation, cellular component: cytoplasm. The record is from RefSeq and is a predicted model, not a curated record. NCBI's taxonomy places the organism in Eukaryota, Metazoa, Echinodermata, Asteroidea, Valvatida, Asterinidae. Bases 403 to 1863 code for a protein of 486 amino acids. Gene Ontology annotation, molecular function: ornithine decarboxylase activity. The transcript is spliced from 13 exons.
CAUGUAAGUGCGCACGCACACGUACGUCGACGUAUGCCAACGACAGCAAGCUCGAAAAGAGGACGGAGAGAACCGGCGUUCCCGAGCAGAAUUCAUGAUUUUCAUCCUUUAAAGCCACCUUCAACCGCCAAAAUUCCUCGUCGGCGGAGCCCACCCUUUUGUCCGUCAGAACCCUCAAUAUUGGGGGGUUGCAACAACAAAUAUUGGAGUGUAGAGCCGCUGGGCGCUGAAAACCGCGACCAGUUGGACUUCAACUUGGAGCCCGAGUGGGAUCCCAGCUGAUAUUUGCUGGGCAUCCUUAGGUUUUACUUCUCAGUCCUGUUACGCAUUUCAUAGAAACCUCCCACCACCUUACCCCUUGGAGAGGGGCGUGUUUUACGUUUCUAACAACAAACAAGUGCAAUGGAGCAAAUUGCAGUCCAAGAUAUUCAGGUCGAGGUGUACGGCCGGGACACGCGAAUUCGCGACAUCGUCAACGAUAAAGUGAUCAACUGCCAGGACAGAGAGGAUUCUGAUGAUGCUUUCUUCAUCGGAGACCUAGGGGAUGUUGUUGCCAAGCAUAGGAAGUGGAUCAGCUCCUUGCCUCGAGUUGACCCAUUCUAUGCUGUGAAGUGCAACCCUGAUCGAAACGUGAUCAAACUCCUAGCUGGAUUGAACACCAGCUUUGACUGUGCUAGUAAGAGUGAGAUUGAGAUGGUUCUGAGUCUGGGCGUGCCCCCUUCCCGCAUCAUCUUCGCCAACCCCUGUAAGCAACGCUCCCAUCUGAAGUAUGCAGCCAAGGAGGGCGUUGACCUUAUGACCUUUGACAAUGAGGAGGAGCUGCACAAGAUCAAGAGGGUCUUCCCCGAAGCACGCCUUGUUCUGCGUAUCUUAACGGACGACUCGACCGCGCAGUGCCAGCUGGGCCUCAAGUACGGUUGUCACCCGAAGCGUGCCCCAUACCUGCUGCAGGUGGCCAAGGAACUUCAGCUGGAUGUCGUCGGCAUCAGCUUCCAUGUUGGCAGUGGCUGUCGCGACGUCACUGCAUUCGCCGACGCCAUCCAGUCCGCCCGAGACAUCUUUGAUUACGGAGAGCGUCUCGGAAUCACCAUGGAUCUCUUGGACAUUGGAGGUGGUUUCCCUGGCCAGACAUCCGCAGCUAUUCCAUUUGAGGAGUUCGCCCAUGUGAUCAACGCGGCCCUCCAGGAGCAUUUCCCCACCAGCAGCGGUGUGCGCGUCAUCGCCGAGCCGGGCCGCUUCUACGUAGCCUCUGCCUUCACCGUGUGUGUCAACAUCACCGCUAAGCGCAUGGUGGCCCGCGACAUCCAGACCUUCUCUGUACCCGAGUCUAAAGAUCUUGUAGCUAACUCUGUCGCCCCCAGCCAGUCCGACGAGCCAGGAUUCAUGUACUAUGUCAACGAUGGGGUCUACGGUUCCUUCAAUUGCCUGCUGUAUGACCACGCUACGGUCGAGCCGAAACUCCUACAGGAAAGAUCCAAGACUGAGUUGCAGUACUCCACCAGUAUCUGGGGCCCAUCCUGCGACGGUCUGGAUCGGAUUGUAGAGCAUUGUCUGAUGCCCGAGCUGCAAGUUGGCGAAUGGAUGCUGUUUGAAGAUAUGGGUGCUUACACCAUGUGUGCCGGGUCCGAGUUCAACGGCUUCAAGCGUCCCGUUGGCUACUAUGUUCUUCCCGACAACCUUGUAACUCUCCUCCAGCGCCUGUUUCCUGAUAAUGCCACCCCCUGCUACCAGAAAGCCUCCCUGCGUGACUCCGCUACACCCUUGACCGGGGCUCACUGCGCCCCCCUGCCAGCCAAGCUCAUCUCUCUCCAGGGUGGAGCAGAGCCCUACCUGGCCCUGCCCAAUGAGGGACCACAGAUAUAAGCCCUCCGACUGAAACUGGGAUCAAAUUAUGACACCUGUCGCCUGCUCUGUGAUAAUAAAUAAGUUUAAAGGGAUUAUACAAC